Messenger RNA from Brassica napus (rape), 528 nucleotides. RefSeq lists its product as uncharacterized. The record is from RefSeq and is a predicted model, not a curated record. Lineage: Eukaryota; Viridiplantae; Streptophyta; Magnoliopsida; Brassicales; Brassicaceae. The transcript is spliced from 3 exons. Bases 1 to 528 code for a protein of 175 amino acids.
AUGACUGUUGCGGAGUUAGUUAGGCAACCUGGCCGAGAAUCGCUUCAGCGCCUUGCUCCAAAUUAUCUUAUUGUCCCAAACACCACUUGGUUUGAUUUGUCUGGCAAUGGUAUCACCAACAGCCUUCUUAGGAUGGAGUACACGAUGCUAAAGCGUGGUUAUCCAACUUUCUAUGACAUGCCUGACGAAGAUCAAGAACUUUGGUUUCGGCAAUUUGCGCAAGAGUUCACUUGGGAAUCAGGGAUUACAGAACAAGUGAAAAUUGUUUUCCGCCGCAAAGCAGCUUCGCACUACACCAAGCGGAUCAAUGAGUGGAAGCAAAAAUUCGAUGUUGGCGAGGUCCCGAAGCACAUCAACCCAGACGUUUGGUGGGAUUUGUGUGCUCAUUGGACGAAAGAUGAGACAAAGUCUUUGUCGACAAUCAACUCGCAAAAUCGGUGUAGCGGGCGUGACGGGAAAGGGAUGUUUGUCCACAACUUAGGGGCAACAAGUUUACAGACCCGAGCACUUCAGCUAGUAAGUUUCUAA